Molecule: messenger RNA, 1194 nt
Organism: Pungitius pungitius (ninespine stickleback)
Lineage: Eukaryota; Metazoa; Chordata; Actinopteri; Perciformes; Gasterosteidae
Exons: 8
Coding region: 113-709 (198 amino acids)
Molecular function (GO): GTPase activity; GTP binding
Source: RefSeq, a predicted model, not a curated record
AGAGAGAGAGAGAGCUCAUAACCAAACAAGCAGAGAGAGAGCGAGCACAGUCCCAUCUUGUCACUCUGCUCAGUAUCCACAACACGAAUAACCCACUGGACCCAAGAGGAAGAUGGUUCCAGUUAAACUCCUCAUCCUGGGAGCUCACAACACUGGAAAAACAGCGCUGUGUGUGCGUUUCAUUACCAAGCGCUUCAUCGGUGAAUACGACCACAAGAAGGAGGUCACCUACAGGUGCAGUCGGGCGCUCGACCACGAGGCGGUCGAUCUGGAGAUUUUGGAUAUCGCCUGUAAGGAGAACGCCGCGGCGUCCCUGGAGUCAUCCAUCCGCUGGGCGGACGGCUUCCUGCUGCUCUACUCCAUCACCCAGCGCCUCAGCUUCCUGGACGUCCCGCGACUCAAGAAGCUCAUCGAGCAGACCAAGCGGAGCCUGGUUGUGCCCACAGUGCUAGUAGCCAAUAAGGCGGACAUGGAAAUCGGCAGGGAGGUGACAACAGAGGAAGGACAGAGACUGGCCAAGGAGUUGAGGUGCGGUUUCAGAGAGCUGUCCGUUGCAGAAGCUGUUUUAGCAGUAGAAGCAGCUGUGUUUCAGCUCAUCAGGCUGGUCUUGGACCAGCAGCGUCCUCUGCCGGACCGCCGCUCCUACAUGCUGACGGUGCGCCACGCUCUGACCAGGAAACUGACCCGAUCCAAGACCAUGCAGUGGUGACCAGACAGACAGUUCAUCAGUGGAAGGGAUUUAUCACGUCAUGAGAUGGAGAUGAAACAUUUGAAACACAACUUUACAGUCUCUGUGUAAAACGGAUGAUUUGGCAGAACACAAAACAAAAGCACAUGGGACCAACUAAAGUUUUCAGUUUUGGUUGAUUUAGGUAUCGGAUCAGCUCUCACUCUAUAAAAGCCUGGAUGAGAUUUCAGGCAGUUUAUCAGAGGAGAAAAACUGCUUCUUUUCUGGAGUAAAGUGGCCUAAAAUACACAUUCAGAUGGUGUUUCCUUUCAAACCUAUAUUUAUUUUAUACAAGAACACUAGAACACUGCGUGUGUGGGGAAAGCACACAUACUGUAGAUACAGGUUUCUCUCAUCACAGGCUGAUUAAGCAGCUGCACUCAAUAAAUAAUUACAUGUGCUCAGACAUUCCAAUAUACAGCAAAAAGCCUGUUUGCACACACACACACACACUGAGAGCUGCUAUU